Ostertagia ostertagi is the source of this 924-nucleotide messenger RNA. Lineage: Eukaryota; Metazoa; Nematoda; Chromadorea; Rhabditida; Trichostrongylidae. The record is from the annotation of a GenBank genome assembly.
AUGGCACGAUCCCUACUAUAUUUCAAAAUACUCUUUUUCAGAUACGUUGCGUUGUCGCCUCCUCCAGAUCGAAUAGCUCGCCUUCCGGAAGCUUUACAGUUGCCUCUGAAAUUUUUGUGGACUUUCCUCAUGCUUUCAUGGGCACUCUUGUUUAGAAUAGGAUGGGAUGUAAAGUUGAUAUUCAUGCAGAAUCCUCCAGCUCUGCCAACGAUGUUUGUUUGUUGGAUGGUGUCACGUUUGAAGAGCGCUAAAUUCGUAAUCGACUGGCACAAUUAUAUGUGGUCGGUUUUGAAGGAUAAAAGCGGUAUUGAUCAGUUGACGCUCCCUCGUUUGGUAGAAGACGGCUCUGAAGGCAAGGAUUCCAAUAAAGAUAACACUGUUAAACGUAAAGUAACCAGAGAGGAAAGGGACGCUGUGGUCGUAACAUCAAGAAGGAAACGUCGAAGUAGCGGCAGUGAGAAGAAGGAACGGAAGACUUUCAAGAGGCGAUAUAUCGAAUGGAUAUAUCGUUGGGAAGGGGCAUUCGGUCGUCGUGCAGAUGCAGGUCUUUGCGUGACUCGUGCUAUGCGAGAAGACCUACAACGAGCAUGGGGUGUACAUGCAGCCGUGCGACUGUACAGGGCAGCGUGUUCUUACGAUCGGGAAUUCUCUCUGAAUGAAAAACAUGAGUUAUUGCUUCGACUUGGUUUGGGUAACAAUGGACAAGUCUUUGGAGCAGUACCUGCAGAGGACGCUACUCGCUUCUCCAUUCGUGAUCCGUCCACUCGUGAAGUACAUUUUCGCGACGACCGUCCGUUGUUGGUUAUAUCUUCGACGUCAUGGACUCCAGAUGAGGAUUUCCAGAUACUGCUGGAUGCCGCGAAGAAGUACAAUGACGUGGCAGCGAUCAGUAGAAGCUCGCAGCAGCAACACGGACUUCUAUAG